AAUCUGUGUUCAAUCAAUUCAAUUUAAUAUUUUUAUUAAGAUUUUGGAAGGAUUUUCUUGUUUCCUUUCAUUAUUUUACUCCAUUGAUUGAUUCGUUCUAUCCCUUUCUCUUUUUAUUUUUAUUGUAUGUUGAUUACCAGACCUUUAUUAGUGUAUUAAUUGCAAUAAAUAAUAUGUAGUCUACCUCGCAGGCUACCCUUCAGAACCAUACCUAUAUACUUAGGUAUCUCUAAUCGCUGAUAAUUAUCUUCAAAUACUAACUAUAAAAUUUGGGUUGGUUCGUAAAUCUGUAUGACCUUUCAAAAUGAAUAUAGAAAACAUCAAGCAAGAACCAAAACAUGAAAAUAGUCAAAUCAUCAGCAACCUUGUUAUAUCCAUCAAGCAAGAAGUUUUAGGGGAUGAUUCAGAUGGUUCUUUAUCUGAACAAGAAUUUAACUUCAAUCAUGGAAAUUCUCAGUCAAGGGUUUCAGGUACAUUUUCUGGAAUGCCAACCAGCAAGGAAAACGCAGAAUCUAUAUUGACACAAAAAGGUGAAGGUAUGACUUAUUUUAUGGAAGUAGAUACACAAUAUCCCAAAGUUAAAAUUGAAAAGGUCGAAGUAGAGGAAACAAAUGUAGGUGAUACAGGACAGGACUUUUCUGGAGUCAACGAGAAUACUAUAUUUAUUAAAGAGGAAAAGCAUGAUAUUGCCAGAGACGAAGAGGAUGAUAACGCUUUGAAGCUACAUACCAUAAAAUCUGAACAAGAUGGAUCUGAUGAUGAAUCAAACAAUACAUUGGGUGGUAAUGAUGGUUCACCUAAAAUUCAUGAACGGAAGGUUGAAAUUGCUGCAAAACCUGAUACAAGCCGAAAUUUAUUAUCAGCUGAUAUGCUAUCCGAUGGUGAAACUCCAAAUGGCGUGUUCCCAUGUGAUAUAUGUGAUGAAAUAUUCCCAUCCAUGAAACACUUGCGGGUCCACACUCAGAUACACAUUGAUCUGGCAACACACAGCUGUAUACCGUGUCAACGAAGCUUCUGUGGCCUCAAAUCGCUACGCCGUCACAUGAUGAUCCACACCGGUGAAAGGCCAUACAGCUGUGAAAUAUGCGAGAUGUCCUUUAAAGACAAUUCCAGUUACAAUCGUCAUAAACGACUUCACAAUGGCGAGAAAACACAUAUAUGUGAAAUUUGCAAAAUGAGUUUCAGAGACAACUCUAGUUUGGACCGCCAUAUAAUGCGAGUACAUAAAAAUGAGAAAUCCUACAAUUGUGAGUCGUGCGACCAAAGUUUUAGUACAAGUGUCCAAUUACAACACCAUAUAGGGAAAGUUCAUACUGAUAAAAAAUCCAACACCUGCGAAGAAUGUCAGCAAAGCUUCUCAGCGGCCAGGUCCCUGAGGCGACACAUGUUGAUUCACACUGGUGAGAGACCCUACAAGUGUGACAUUUGCGAAAAGUCUUUUAGAGAUAACUCUGCUAUGCACCGUCAUAGACGGCUGCAUACUGGCGAAAAGCCGUUUCUUUGUAAAGUGUGUGAGAAUUAUUUCAGAGAUCAUACCCAAUUGAGUAUUCAUAUGCGAGUCCAUACAGGUGAGAGGCCCCAUUGCUGUGUAUACUGCGAGAAGUCGUUCAGGGACCGCACGCAGUUGAGCAUCCAUACACGGAUCCACACUGGCGAAAGACCAUUCAAUUGCGAAGUAUGCAUGAAAUGUUUCAAAGAUAAGAGGUCGUACAAAAUUCAUAUGCGAAUCCACACUGGUGAGAAGCCAUAUAAAUGCUCUGAGUGUCCUAAAUGUUUUAGAGACAAUACUCUGUUGAAACAACAUUUGCGUAUACACUUCCGUGAACCGCAAUCGAAUUGUGUAGAAUGUAAGAAGGGUUUCGCGGAUGAUGCACAGAUGCAAAUUCAUAUGCAAAGACACACAGGCGAGAAACCGUACUCCUGUACUAUGUGUGUUAAGAGUUUCAGAGAUAUGUCACAGUUACGAAUUCAUAUGCGAACCCAUACAGGCGAGAGGCCGUUCUCCUGUACAGUUUGUCAGAGCGCCUUCAAAUCCCGUUCAGAUUUAAAUUGUCAUAUGCAUAUCCAUUCCGAUGUGAAACCGUUUAGUUGUGAAGUGUGUGGUAAAAGUUUUAGAUUUAAAAAACGUGUCCGGUAUCAUAUGCGGAUCCAUACGGAUGAGAGGCCCUAUCCCUGCAAACUAUGCGAGCAGCGGUUUAGAGUGAGCGGUCACUUAAAGAAGCAUAUGAAUUCUAUCCAUGCUAAAGAAACCAUAGAAAUAAUUGUACCUGAUUAAAUUAGUAGAAACUAUAUGGGAUUUAAUGGAUCACUAUUGUAAUGAUGCUCCAGGUUUGUCUAUUUAAAAUUUUAUUUAAAAACAGUUGACCAAUUUAAAAAUAUUGUUCUGAAUUGACUUUUUAUCUGUAUGUAUGUCAAAAUAAUCGAGCCCUAAACUGUGAUAGUGAGGCUCGAGUUGUCUAUAUAAAUGGUCCAUGUUGCGGCCACAAUUACACGUACAUGUUUGCUUUUUGUUAUACCACAGGGUAAUAUUUGGUUUGAGUUUUAAGCAUAAUUAAAACUCAAUAAGGGUGCGAGAGAUUUCCAAAUCGCACGCCAAUUUUAUAACUAGCUGAAUUGACAGAUGUUCUGUCAAAAGAUUUGUAUCACGUCAAUAUUUAUAUAUAUAUGUAACGGGCAGGUUGGCAAAAAAUGAAACAGUAAAUUCAAACUAUUAUUCUAAAUUGAAAACCAGUGGAUAUUCGUUCUGGAAAAUAUCAAAAAUUUUCCUGUUUUUCAUUUAAAAUCAUGUAAUCUAUGAUACUAUGUCAUAAUAUAAAGAAAUAAUAUUUUAUAGUAAAAUGCUAUGAAAUACCAAAAAACACUAAUGUAAUAUACGUAUUAAAAUCCUACCGCGGCAUCGACCUUACAUAACUGAGUCGACCUUAUACACAUCUGUUUUUUUUUAUGGAUGAAAAUGGUAUGGUAACUCCGCCUGCGCUAACGGUAUACGCUGGCGGAGCACCAGUGAAGGGUGAUCGAUGAGAAUGAAAACAGGCCAGUUAGCCCAUCAUGAUGAAUUCAUCAGGAAUUAACCAUGAUAGUUUCCAGGGAGAACCGCGAGGAGGUCGACCUGGUUGGGUAUAUUACUAGCAAUGGGAUUCUCAGUCUCCAUUACUAACAAUCCCUUUUCCCCCUAUACACAUCUGUUGUGUAAGGUCAACGCUACAAGCGUACGAAAACUACCUACGAAGAAGCGCCAUUGAACGCGCGGUGUAGAUAUCAUGUGUCGUAUGGAUCGUACAUUUUCAAAUACAUUGCGGAACGUCAAAACUAAGAAUCGUUAAUUAUAUAUCCGUGGGGCAUUCAUUCCUCGGCCAUUCAUCUAAAUCGGCUGUUUUUAUUUUGGCCAACCUGUCCCUUCCACCCCGUAUAUUUUAAUUGCACGAAAUUUGGCGGUAAACCAAUUUCUAACAGAAGAAAGAUUUGAUAUACAAUCCAUGGGCACGGUUUUGAUUGUAAUCUUUGUAUUGGCAGUUAGAAAUAGUUCAUCAAGGAAAAAGAUUGGAUUUUUUACUUUCCUCGGAUUUUGAAUAAAUAUUUGAAGAUAAAGAAAUUAGCGGAAUGAGUCUAGCAUUUUUAUAUGCGGGAUAGUAGGUCGAAGGUACAGGGUUCUGGAUGUUAGUCUAGAACAACAUGUGCGUAGACUGAAUAACGGUCAGAGAUUGAUGACUAAUAGAGGUUGUAGAAUUUCAACUAAUAUUAAUACUAUUAUUUGUGUUGAAAUUAUACGAUCAAUCCUCGAAUGUUGACAGUCGCACACGUAUUGAUGGUAGCGGAACUAAACAAAAUAGUUCUAAAUAAUCGGCCAACAAGUGAUAUAGACUUUCACAUAAAAAACACUUUUUUUUUUUACCUAGGAUGAAAAUCUUCAGAAAGAGACCCAUCCGCCGGCUGGACGACGGAUGGGUACUGUGGUAUUUUUACCCACUAAAAACACCCCGGUAUUCCUCUUGGCGCCUACCCGUCGGUGAUUGAGGCUCGCGACUAGCAGUCUUCCCAAUCACCGACAGGCAUAAAAAACACCUAGUUCAGUUAAAUAUUUAAAUCUAGAAAAAAUCUGAAAAGUAAAUCGUAUGUUAUCUAUAUUGAGUUCUUGAACGCCAGAAAUCAUAUAAUUUUUUACUUUGUGACAAAUCCUCGUAUUCCACUCGCUGGAAAUCCCCGCAUUUUGUCUAUAAGUCAUUUUAACGAUUACCGAAAAUGUGCUCUUUUAAAUUAAUAUUAUAUAAAAGUGAUUAUUAAGAAUGAUAAUGUAAAAUCUUACAAGGAGGCUCCUUAUUGAUGUGAUUUCAAGUUUGUCAGAGCAGCACGAUUGUCGCAAGGAUAUCUUUGAGUAAUUACAUAGAUGCUUUUUUAUGGAAAUUGGGAUUCUCUUGUUUACUUCUUUGAUGUCAUGUCUCCGUCGGGUUUAGAAGCUUGAAAUUGAGUUCUGUAUAUAUCUAUCUGUGAUUCAGCUUAAAUUUCUAGUUUUAUGUUUACAACGCCAAUUAGCGUCAUUUUUAUCGACUACAAAAUAUUAAUUUCAAUUGAUAGCGGUAGAUGGCGCUAUAAAGAAAUUGUUAGUACUUUGUGAUUUUGGCCCUUGAGACUGACUUUUUCCUACUUUUUUAUUUUAAUAGUUUUAAUUUUUAUUUAAAGUAUAUUGUACGGAAAAUGAAAUUUUAAAUGACGACUCAUUGGUUCUGUCGGAGCGAUGAUGUUGUAUUGAGCAAACGAGAUAGUAACAUUCAGCGUCUUUUUCUAUCUUAUGCAUGCGGUAAUGAAAAUGUAUUGAUAGUUUGCCAUUGGCCUUGGAUGGCUCUCACUGUGGUGAGCUAAUUUAUAUUUGUGUGUGACCUGCGAGAAAAUUUAGGAUUAUUAUAUAAUUUUAAUUAACUUAGGUAUAUUUUCACAUUGACAAAGAUAUUCCUUACGUACUAGUAUUACUUAUUUAUUAUUAGGUAUAUAUAAAUACUAGCAAAUACACUUCUUAGCCGUACACAUAAAUAGCUCCAAAAACUUCUAAACAUCAAUCUUGGAUGAAUUUUAUAACACUGUUAUGUAUAAGUACCAAUGUUAAAGGCAAGAUGCCAAAACCAAAUGGAGAACCAAAAACUUCAUUUAUUCUCGCUUCUAAAAUUAUUAGUAAGUAAUAUACUGAAAUCUUCAUUUGGUUCUCGGCAUCUUGGUUAUAAAUCCUGUAAUUAAACUAGUACAUGACAUAAUUUAUAAAAAUAUAUUGCACCUUAUGUAUAUUA
Messenger RNA from Galleria mellonella (greater wax moth), 5276 nucleotides. RefSeq names its product gastrula zinc finger protein XlCGF26.1-like. NCBI's taxonomy places the organism in Eukaryota, Metazoa, Arthropoda, Insecta, Lepidoptera, Pyralidae. The coding region runs from base 305 to 2275 and encodes 656 amino acids. The transcript has 3 exons. The record is from RefSeq and is a predicted model, not a curated record.